Molecule: messenger RNA, 624 nt
Organism: Trypanosoma conorhini
Lineage: Eukaryota; Euglenozoa; Kinetoplastea; Trypanosomatida; Trypanosomatidae
Exons: 1
Coding region: 1-624 (207 amino acids)
Source: RefSeq, a predicted model, not a curated record
AUGAAACAGAGUUUGCUUGAUAGUUGGGCGCGAGACGUGGAGGAAGACGGCACGGACACCGGCGCAGCGUACGACACGUGUAACGCGGCAGUCGUGAUGCCGCAGCGUUGCUCAGGCAAAAAACGAGAACGGACGCCGCGUCUCAAGACCGUCUCAUCUGAGGAGGUUUCUGCAGACAACAAUGGUCACAUCGAUGUGGUGGAGCACAGUGGCCGACUUUUGGAGUUUUUGCGCCUGCGUCGGCAGCAGCAGUGCAGCAAUAGGGCCCUCGCCCCCACAGAAGACUCUGGUGGAAACGAUGAAGCUGUAUUCAUCCGGAAGCAGAGUGAAUCGCGCUCAGUGCUGCCCCGUUCCUCUCCCGUAUUUGGAUUGCCGACGUCAGAAAAGGGUGAAACGCAAAGCAUCGGCUACCGAUACGAUGCGGAGUCGCUGAUGCAGGAGACCCCCUCCUUUCUUCGCCCCCAAGUAGCCGUUCGUAGUAUUGCCACACAAACCCAGGCGGAAACGCAGUCAGCUCCCUCAGGGUCAAGCGACCAGAUGACGACUUCCUCCCUAACAAAAGUUGAUCUGCUGAUGCUUCGACUGUGCGAGUUGGAUGUCCUGCUGCACAUAUUCUUUUCCUGA